Molecule: messenger RNA, 1041 nt
Organism: Lasiodiplodia theobromae
Lineage: Eukaryota; Fungi; Ascomycota; Dothideomycetes; Botryosphaeriales; Botryosphaeriaceae
Product: Short-chain dehydrogenase/reductase SDR
Exons: 1
Coding region: 1-1041 (346 amino acids)
Source: RefSeq, a predicted model, not a curated record
AUGUCUGAACGCAUCACCCCUUACGCCCACCUUCAUACCUCCCUUAACGGGCCUGGAGAUCAGAGACCGACAGCGCUCCAAAUCAUCGAAGAUGAAAACCUGAUUGGUAAAUGGACCGAUAAGGUCAUCUUCAUCACAGGCGCCAAUCAAGGCAUUGGUCUCGAGACUGCACGUGCACUACAUGCCACCGGUGCAACCCUCUACCUAGGCGUACGAACAGUGGCCAAAGGUGAAGCCGCACGCUCCUCCAUUCUGUCCACCUCGCCCAGCCGCAGCCCAAUCAACCUGAUCACGCUUUCUCUCGACUCCCUCGACUCCGUCCGCGCCGCAGCCGCGGACUUCCUCGCGCAGUCCAGCACGCUCAACGUCCUCGUCAACAACGCCGGCAUCAUGGCCAGCGCCCAUGCCCUCACCUCCGACGGCUACGAAAGCCAGUUCGCUACGAACCACCUCGGCCACUUCCUACUGACCUCGCUCCUCCUGCCCGCUCUCGCCGCGGGCUCGACGCCAGAAUUCGCUAGCCGAGUCGUCAACCUCUCGUCCGCCGGCCACAAGGCCCAUUCUGACGGCCAGAUCGACCUGUCCGACCUGUCGUGGGAGCGCCGCGGCUACAAUCCCUGGAAAGCGUACGGCGCGGCCAAGACGGCAAACGUCCUGCAUGCGAACCGUCUGGACGCCCUGUAUGGCACCGGCAGUCGUCCCGUUCACGGUUUCAGUGUCAAUCCGGGCGGCAUCUUCACCGGGCUAUUCAACAAUAUAAGCGAGGAGGAAAGGAAGGCGUACGAGAAGAUGCGCCAUAUUUUCAAGAGUCCCGAGCAGGGCGCUGCGACGACGGUGUGGUGCGCGACGGCGAAGGCAUUGGAGGGGAAGGGCGGGCUGUACUGCGAGGAUUGUGGAGAGGCGGCGCCGGCAGAGAUGGACGAGGAGACUGGUGUGUGGAAGAGGAGGGAUAUCACAUAUGCGCCAUGGGCCAAGGGAGACGUGGAGGCGGAGAAGCAGCUUUGGGAGGUCAGUGAGAGGAUGACCGGGUUGCGGGAGUGA